UCGCUGACAUUAAAAUUGUUUUGUAAUGUUUUGACGCGCAAGUGGUAGACGCGUAUUGCCAAUUAUUUGCAAGUAUUCGCAUUUUUCGAGCCGUAGUCACACACGCGUCGAUUCCGCAUCCGAGCCAUUUCUCUGUGCACAGGUAAGAUGACGGCUGCGUAGAAGCAGCUGAUCAGUGCCGUGGCUCGCAUUUAGUGUACCUUUGCCCGUAACGCUGCACGAUUAGAUGAGUCUCGACCUCCGUGGUGUGCUUUCGCCCGAGAAGAAUUUCGGAAGCUGUGAACAUCAUGGAAACCGUGAAAGCGAAGCGCAAGGUGAGUAAACAACAUCGACCUCUUGUGCCUAAUGCCUAGACAGUCGCAUCUGAACAUCUGCGGUGGUCGCGGGAUGCUCACAUUUGCUUUUAUUCGCACAGGAUAGCCAAGAAUCGAUGAAGGUAGGAAAGCAGUACAUCGCAGCAGAUACUGGAAAACCGGAGGAGGUAGGUUGGGCGGGCUGGAGCGCCGUGUGAUGGACGUGUUGAGCCGCACCGGCCCAGGCUACGCGCCGGUCGAUUUUUUCGCUGAUGACGCCGAGCAGGCAAGCUCCAGCGAGGAAGAGGCCGCUGCCGCCCAUGUGCCUCUCCCGACGGCCCCACCCCAAGUGUCCGUGGGCACAGAGCCGGGGACGAGCGGCACUGCACGACCACCAACUCGGCAGCAGCCCCGAAGACCACCUCGGCAGCAGCAGCCGCUAGAGGAUGCGGCCUGCAGGGCAGCAGAGGAAUAUGCGAGGCAGGGGCAGCUGGCGGAGGCUGCAAACGUGGAGGCUGUCGCCUUCCACCAGACGCUUCUUGAGCAAAACAGACAGCAUCAUCAACAACUGGUGGAGGAGCUGAGGGCCUCCCGCGUGGUGCAGCAGCAGUUGGUGGUGGAGACGAGGGGUUUGCGGGAGGCGACUGCCCUCGUCGCAGCCACCUUGCGCCAGCUCGUGGCUGCCCUCGCCCGUGGCCUCCGCGAGCCGCCUCAGCCGUAGUUUGGGGCAGGAGUCACCAUUAUAUGUUGUUUAUUAUGUCA
Messenger RNA from Dermacentor silvarum, 1055 nucleotides. RefSeq lists its product as uncharacterized. Bases 511 to 1014 code for a protein of 167 amino acids. The transcript is spliced from 5 exons. Lineage: Eukaryota; Metazoa; Arthropoda; Arachnida; Ixodida; Ixodidae. The record is from RefSeq and is a predicted model, not a curated record.